CAGGGGCCUCCUAGAGCCUUCCUGCAGGUCGCUCCAGCCGCCCAAGAGGGGCCCGGGAGGCUGGGGCCAGAGACCCUGAUAAGCCUCUCUGGCGACGAUACUCCUUGAUCCCCUUCCUCCUCCGCCCGGCCAGCUUCCUCAGGAAGACUCGCAGGAAAUAGGCGGGAGGCGCUUCUGCGUUGAGGGUCGCGGCCGCCCGACUUCUCCCAGCCGGGUCCCCGGGACUAUGGAGCGCCGCUGGCUUCUUCCGCCGCCGUUGCUGCUGCUGCUGCUGCUCGGCCUGCCGGACCCCGGGCGCGGCUCCUCGGAGCUGGAGCUCGGGGGAAGGCACGUGUGCACGACGGAAGAUAGCCUGCCGCCCGCCCUCGUCUGCUGCCCGGGAUGGAAGCAAGUGGGGCCCGAGUGCCCCCUGGCCCUCUGCUUGGGCGCCGACGCCUGCCAAGAGCGGGAGAUCUGCAUUCGGCCGGCGGUCUGCCGCUGCCGGCCGGGCUUCUUCGGGGCCAACUGCAGCGCCCGGUGCCCGGAGCAGUUCUGGGGCCCAGACUGCAAGCAGAACUGCCACUGCCACCCCCAUGGCAGGUGCCAUCCAGCCAGCGGAGAGUGCAGCUGCCACCUGGGCUGGUGGGGGCCGCUCUGCCAGUUGGCCUGCCAGUGUGGGCAGCGAGGUCACUGCCACCCCGUCACAGGCAGCUGCCAGUGUGAUCCAGGCUGGUGGGCCCCUGACUGUCGGAGGCAGUGUCAGUGCAAUCUCUUGGGCUCCCGCUGUGACCCAGCCACCGGCCGCUGCCUCUGCCAUCGGAGCUGGUGGGGCAGGCGAUGUGCCUCUCUCUGCAACUGCAAUGGAUCACCUUGCGCCCAGGAGUCCGGGCGAUGCGAGUGCACGGCAGGGUGGUGGGGGGCAGCCUGCCAGCACCUUUGCCAGUGUGUGCACGGCUUGUGCACCCCUCAGGAUGGACGCUGCACCUGUGAUGCUGGCUACAGGGGCCGCACCUGCACAGAGCCCUGCCCUGAGGGGACCUAUGGACCCCAGUGUGCCCACAGCUGCGGCCACUGCAAGAACCAAGAGCCCUGCUCCCCCACGGAGGGGGCCUGCCUGGCCUGCGACCCCGGCUGGAAUGGGACCCACUGCUCGCAGCCGUGCCCUCUGGGGCUGUACGGAGACAACUGCACCCAGCCGUGCCCCCGCCACUGUCUCCAAGGAGAGACUUGCCAACCGCAGACAGGACGAUGCCAGAACUGCGAGGCAGGAUUCAUGGGGGCCAGCCCUCCAUGGCUUUGCUGCAGGUGUGAGGCCCCCUGUCCCCCCGGCUUCUUCGGAGAAGGCUGCCGGUCCUCUUGUCCCAACUGCUUCCACGGGAGCUGUGAUCCUGCUUCUGGGACUUGCCUCUGCCAGCCUGGCUACUGGGGCACCAGCUGCAACCAGAGCUGCCCGGAAGCCUUCCAUGGCCCCAACUGCUCCGCGGCCUGUCCCUGUGCAGAGGGACCAUGCCACCCUGUCUCCGGAGACUGCCCGUGGGAAGUCCAGGGCCAGGAGGCCCUCCUUGCAGGCAUCCUGGGCCCACUCCUGCUCCUGCUGGGCCUCUGCUGCUGCUACUGCUGCUGCCACCACCGCUGCCGUGGGGCAGCCUCUGUGGUCAGGGCACCAGGGGCCGAACGGGAUCCCUUCCCUCCAGCAAAGCACCGCCUGAUAGCCAGGCUGCCCAGCCUCCCUUCUAGCUUGCCCUGCUUCUCACCAGGGGGCUCAAAGCUUCCACGGGUGACAGUUGCCCACCGAGACCCGGAGAUACCCUUCAACCCCAGUUUCAUUGAACCAACAUCCACUGCCUGGCCCUCGGACAGCUCCUUUGGCUCCUUUGAGGGAGCCAACGAAGAAAUGGGGGGCUGCCAAGGGCCUCAGUCUGCUCUCCCUCCCAGCGAAGAUUGGAAGACCCUCCUGGUGAAGAAGAGCCCCCGCCUGUUGCCACCCACCAUCAUGGCUCCCACCCUCGCCACGGCCCACCGGCGUCGCUGGUGGAUGGCCUGCACGGCUGUCGUGGAGAACCUCUUCUUCUCCGCCGUCCUCCUGGGCUGGGGAUCCCUCCUGAUCAUGCUCAAGUCGGAGGGCUUCUACUCCUACCUGUGCCCCCUCCCAGAGAAUUCGACGGGGGCGGCCUUGGUGCCCGGGAACGGGACGGCAGCCCCAGAGCCGGAAGUGGCCCGCAUGAACGGCUGGCUGAUCUGCAAGGAGCAGGACGAGAUGCUGAACCUGGCCUUCACCGUGGGCUCCUUCCUUUUAAGCGCCAUCACCUUGCCCCUGGGCAUCGUCAUGGACAAGUAUGGGCCACGCAAGCUGAGGCUGCUGGGCAGCGCCUGUUUUGCAGUCUCCUGCGUGAUGAUCGCCUAUGGGGCCAGCAACCCGGACUCCCUAUCGGUGCUGAUCUUCAUCUCGCUGUCACUGAACGGCUUUGGAGGGAUGUGCAUGACCUUCACAUCUCUCACACUGCCCAACAUGUUCGGGGAUCUCCGCUCCACCUUCAUUGCCCUCAUGAUCGGCUCCUAUGCCUCCUCGGCGGUGACGUUUCCCGGGAUCAAGGUGAUCUAUGACCUGGGCGUCUCCUUCAUCCUCAUCCUGCUGGUUUGGGCUGGCUGUGCGGGCCUUGUCUUCUUCAACUGCUUCUUCAACUGGCCCCUGGAGCCCUUCCCAGGCCCCGAAGACAUGGACUACACGGUGAAGAUCAAGUUCAGCUGGCUGGGCUUUGACCACAAGAUCACCGGGAAGCAGUUCUACAAGCAGGUGACCACGGUCGGCCGCCGCCUCAGUGUGGGCAGCUCCAUGAAGGGCAACAAGGAGGCCACAGCCCUGCAGGACGGCAACAAGCUCUGCUUCUCCACGGUGGAUCUGGAGGUGAAGUGCGAGCCAGACAGUGCAGCUUCCCCAUCCUUCAUGAACAGCGUCUUCAGCCCCAUCCUGCUGCUCAGCCUGGUCACCAUGUGCGUCACGCAGCUCCGGCUCAUCUUCUACAUGGGGGCCAUGAACAACAUCUUGGAGUUCCUGGUGGAGGGCGACCUGGAGACAGUGGGGCUUUAUGGCUCCAUCUUCGGAGUCCUGCAGCUGCUCUGCCUCAUGACGGCGCCGGUAAUCGGCUACAUCAUGGACUGGAAGCUGAAGGAGUGUGACGACGGCCCUGAGGCGGCGGACAAGGGAGACGCCAGCCCCCCGGGUGAGAAAAAAAAGAGACCUCGGGACCGCCAGAUCCAGAAGAUCUGCAACGCCACCCGGGCUUUUGCUUUCACCAACGUGCUGCUGGUGGGCUUUGGGGUCACUUGCCUGAUCCCCAACUUGCCUUUGCAGAUCCUUUCCUUCAUCCUGCACACCAUCGUCAGAGGCUUCAUCCACUCAGCGGUUGGGGGUCUCUAUGCUGCUGUGUAUCCUUCCACGCAGUUUGGCAGCUUGACCGGGCUGCAAUCUCUCGUCAGCGCCCUCUUUGCCCUCCUGCAGCAGCCCCUUUUCCUGGCCAUGAUGGGCCCCCUGGAAGGAGACCCGCUCUGGGUCAACGUCGGGCUGCUGGGGGUGAGCAUGCUGGGCUUCUGCCUGCCCAUCUACCUCAUCUGCUACAGACGGCGCCUGGAACGGGCAAAGCAGCAGAAGCAUGACGAUGCUCAGCUCUUCCUCAAGAUCAACGGCACACCCAGCGAGGAGGCGUUUGUCUAAGAGACUGGCUGGGGGAGGGCUUCCCCCCCCACCCUGAGAAGCCCCCCAGCACAGCUCCCAUCUCACGGGCCUUGCUUUGGAUUCAAAAGCCACAACACCAUGUCUCUUCCGUGGCACCACCCUGCUGUGGUCUCCCCUGCCCACAGUCUCUGGUGCUGGCCUCAGAGACGCCUAACUUGAUACGGGUCUCGGUUGCUUUGCAAAGGGAAUGCCCCCCUGCCCCCGCCUGUUCUGGUGAUCUAGCCCUUCUCGGCACACACCUGCACGACACAUGCGCACGAGCACACAGGCAACGGCUUGGUUUGUGUCUGUGCAGGACACAGACUCCGGCCUCCCCAUCUGCCUGCUCUCCCUUCCUGGGUGAUAGCUUCCAGCCACUCCCCUGGUCCCUUCGGCCUCUGCAGCUGCUGGCCGAGGAGGAGCAAGGAGAGCAUUUGGUUUGCCUGCAUCUUGCACCUGUCCUGGGGGGAAUGUGGCCCUCACCUUCUCUGCAGAUCGAGGACCAGCUUGACAAAAGCUGGGGGUUGCAGUGUCUUGUUCUCCCCCACUUUGGACUUUUUGGGGCAUGACCGAAGAGGGGCAGUUUUGCACAGGGUCACGCAGGCAUCUUGGCUGCAGCAGGAAUUAACCUCAAGGUCUCAAACAUUAGGGGGUCUGGCAGACCGAGGCAAGGAGAUGCCCAAAUCAUGACCUGGGCUGAUGCGCACCGCCUCCUGCCCUGCCAUCCCUGCCCAUUUCUGGCUCUGCCAAAGGCAGGUUCAGCCUCCUGGCCCCUGGAACAGCAACUGCCCCCUCUGGUGGCGGGAAUCCUCAUAGGCAGGGCGCUGGUUCCCUUGCAGCAGCCAUUGGGGCGGGGUGGGGGUGGGGGAGGUGGCUAAGAUGCCACAGGCGGAUUGCACUGUCUUUGUCUCGCAGCAUAAAAAAACAAAACAAAAACCAACCCAAAACACCA
Messenger RNA from Pantherophis guttatus, 4643 nucleotides. It is a transcript of the gene SLC43A2, whose product is annotated as solute carrier family 43 member 2. NCBI's taxonomy places the organism in Eukaryota, Metazoa, Chordata, Lepidosauria, Squamata, Colubridae. Gene Ontology annotation, molecular function: neutral L-amino acid transmembrane transporter activity; L-amino acid transmembrane transporter activity. Gene Ontology annotation, biological process: transmembrane transport; neutral amino acid transport. The record is from RefSeq and is a predicted model, not a curated record.